Mesoplodon densirostris (Blainville's beaked whale) is the source of this 600-nucleotide messenger RNA. RefSeq names its product vitelline membrane outer layer 1 homolog (gene VMO1). The transcript is spliced from 3 exons. NCBI's taxonomy places the organism in Eukaryota, Metazoa, Chordata, Mammalia, Artiodactyla, Ziphiidae. The record is from RefSeq and is a predicted model, not a curated record. Bases 1 to 600 code for a protein of 199 amino acids.
AUGGAGCGGGGCGCGGGAGCCAAGCUGCUUCUGCUGCUGUGGGCGACGUGCUUCGGGCGUGCAAGAGCAGAUGCGUCAAGCGGCUACACAUUGGUCAUCGAGGUAACCAACGGGGGGCCCUGGGGCGACUGGGCCUGGCCAGAGAUGUGUCCUGACGGAUUCUUCGCCAGCGGGUUCUCGCUCAAGGUGGAGCCCCCCCAAGGCAUUCCUGGCGACGACACGGCUCUGAACGGAAUCCGGCUGCACUGCGCGCGCGGGAAUGCGGAGCUCAACACGCAUGUGGUGGAGUCCCAGUCUGGAAGGUGGGGCGCGUGGAGUGAGCCGCUGUGGUGUCCCGGCGGCGGCUUCCUGGUGGCUUUCUCGCUUCGCGUGGAGGCCCCCGUGACCCCCUGGGACAACACGGCUGCGAACAACGUGAGCUUCCGCUGCUCCGACAGCACGGAGCUGCAGGGGCCCGGUCUAUCCUGGGGAGACUUUGGAAACUGGAGUGAGCCUUGCCCUAAAGGAGUGUGCGGCUUGCAGACCAAGAUCGAGCAGCCUAGAGGCCUCCUCGAUGACACCGCUGUUAACGACGCGCGCUUUUUCUGCUGCCGCAGUUGA